Molecule: messenger RNA, 693 nt
Organism: Neurospora hispaniola
Lineage: Eukaryota; Fungi; Ascomycota; Sordariomycetes; Sordariales; Sordariaceae
Exons: 3
Coding region: 1-693 (230 amino acids)
Source: RefSeq, a predicted model, not a curated record
AUGGGCAAGCCCAACAGGGCGCUCAACUUCCCACGCAUCUGGACACCGAUCGCCCCUCCUCAAGUCACGACGGCCAUCUCGAGUCCUUUCGCAGUCGAACCAAACGCAAUCGAAAUUCAACCAAUCGCCAACGCGCCCAUCCAAAAGUGCACAGCUGACAUUCCCGCCAAGGGUUCAACCAAAAGGCAAAAGAAGCGGGAGAUAUUUCAAGAGCAGCUUGACGCAGCCAUCGCAAAGCUCGACUACGCGAUGAAAAGAAUCGACAUAUUGACGGCCAAGGCCAACCAGCACGAUGCGCUGACUCACUACCGCCUGCUGCCGCUGGCUCUGCAAGUGGCCGCAGCGGCCCACGACCCGGUCGAGGAUUGUGUUGCAUCGCAUAUUGUUGACAUUGACGGCACCCAAGCGAAAUUGCUUGAGUUGAAGGCAUUUGAGACGAAGUUGAUGCCUCCCUUCCCGGACUACAUUUACGACUACAUCAGUAACCUGGCUAGUAGCGAGGACAAGAACGGAGACUGGAAGUCUUUACUAUCCAAACUCAGUGCCAAAUACGGGGUGUACGACGAGAUCAAGUUUUUCGAUUCAUCCCUGGAAAACCACUUCAAUGAGAUGAUUUACAACGAAUCGGAGAACGGUUCUCCUGAACCCGAGGAAGACAUCGCAGAAGCUGAUCAAGUUAAGGUUGGAAUUUGA